CAAAACGGUUUACACGAGUUCACCACACGACCGCCGUAACGAUCGUUCAAUUCCGAUUCACAAAAGCGCCAUAAACAACCGGCCGUUGGUGUUAGUGCAACUAUGGAACAGUUUUCCUUUUAUCGCCACUUCCAGUCAUCCUAACCGUUCUGAAACAAGUGGAGGUUUGUUUUUGUGUUCUCAAUUUGUUCGAUUUGUUACUGUCAGGUGGGAAGUUCAAAUUUAAAACUCUCGUCAGUGCACUCAAGUUGGAUUAAGGACAACACUGACAGUACAGUUACUUCGAAUUGGCUAGCUCUCUAAUCAGUGGUUGGCGAAGCAUGCACCGACUUGAAAACAAAAAAUCAUGAAUAACUGACUGACGGCAGAAUCCGGAGAUUGCCAAAAGCCGUUGAUUUAUAAAUUAAUACCUUUGUCAAAGUGACUUUUACGAAGUGGAGAAACAGUUUGACCUACUACAACCAUGCCAUCAUUUGUAUCUGCUGUUCUCACUGCGGCCACAACGAUUUGCCUAAUCUGUAGUGUUUUAGCUUCGAACAGCAACUACGACUUUCUGGGGAAGCAAGCCGCCCAGGAUGUCAGCUAUGCUCUGACAAAUAUGGCACGAGAUUUGUCCGUACGAAUGCAGAGUGACACCAGCAAUUCAGACAUCAUUUCACCGCUCAGCAUUGGGUCAUCGUUGUUAAUUUUGUUACGGGCUGCCAGAGGUACCACUCGGCUGGAAUUGCUGAACUUUCUACAAUUAAAAAAAUACCAGAGGAACGACCCGAAAAUUCCCAGAAAUUUUGGACUGUUGGUCAGUGAACUUUUGAACGACACUCAAGUGAAUACCAUACUAGAUGAUACCCCGCCAUGGUUGGAGGAAAGUAAGUGCGGAGCCACCGAUUAUGAAUAUGAGGAUGAAGAUCCAUACGAACUUCCAUCACCACAAGAACCGAAUCUCAUUCGACUGGCUAAUGCUAUUUUCGUUCAAAAUGGGAUGCUCAAUAAUUCAAAACUUGAAAAUGUUAUCAACCACUUGUACCUGAGUACUGUGAAAAAUUUGGAUUUCUUCGGAUCACCCGAGAACGCUACUCAGUAUAUAAACAAUUGGGCAAAUGAGAGUACGAAUGGACGCAUUCCGGAAAUCAUUUCCCAACAACUGAGCCGAGACACUACCAUGGUUGUGGCUAACGCUCUAUAUUUCAAGGCAUUCUGGGAUGAAGUGUUCAUUGAAGGUGCUACAAGGUUGAAAAAAUUUUUCCCGAACGGAGAAACCGGCGAAUUCAUUGACGUUCCGAUGAUGUCCAACUCAGGUUGCUUUCCAUACUACUCCUCUCGGAGUUUGGAUGCUCAAAUUAUGGGAUUUCCCUAUAGAAACCGUUCCACUACAAUGUAUGUGAUACUGCCAAAAAAUUCGAAUCGAACAAAACUUCAACAACUGAUGGCAACACUGGAUGCAGCGACGUUGGACGGUAUGAUCUCCAAUAUGACGAUGCAGUCGGCUUCUAUACUAUUCCCCAAGAUGCACAUUUCCAGUUCGUUCGAUUUGACGGCUGCACUUCGAAGUUUGGGUGUUCAAGCGAUGUUCACACGAGGCAGAAGUGAUUUUUCAUCUUUAAAUCCAUCCGCCAAACAGACCAGCCGUAAUUUACGAGUGAGCGGUGUGCUUCACAAGGUAGAUCUGGAGGUAAACGAAGCUGGAACGGAGGGCGGUGCGGUGACAAUUACCUUACUGGACAGAAUUUCACCAUCGGUUAAUUUUCGAGUUAUCAGUCCAUUUCUUCUGGCAAUCCGUCACGAUGCUACUAAAUUGCUGCUUUUCUACGGUCCUGUAUAUAAUCCCACAAAUUAGUUAUUAAAUGUAAAGUUUUUCUUUCAUUUGAAUAAAAAUACUAACUAAGUCGAUAUGUAA
This is a messenger RNA of Malaya genurostris, 1894 nucleotides long. Its product is annotated as serine protease inhibitor 28Dc-like. Gene Ontology annotation, molecular function: serine-type endopeptidase inhibitor activity. Bases 464 to 1834 code for a protein of 456 amino acids. The transcript is spliced from 3 exons. NCBI's taxonomy places the organism in Eukaryota, Metazoa, Arthropoda, Insecta, Diptera, Culicidae. The record is from RefSeq and is a predicted model, not a curated record.